Messenger RNA from Morus notabilis, 1256 nucleotides. RefSeq names its product zinc finger CCCH domain-containing protein 14. Gene Ontology annotation, molecular function: metal ion binding; mRNA binding. NCBI's taxonomy places the organism in Eukaryota, Viridiplantae, Streptophyta, Magnoliopsida, Rosales, Moraceae. The record is from RefSeq and is a predicted model, not a curated record. The transcript has 4 exons. The coding region runs from base 92 to 985 and encodes 297 amino acids.
UUUCCCACUCUCUCUGCUUGCUCAGCUUCUUCUGCUGUGCUCUCCCUCUUUGCUUUUUUCUCCUCCAAAACCCUUCUUGCCUUAAAGAUUAAUGGAUGUUCGCAAGCGAGGAAGGCCUGAAUCUGGCUUCAAAGCUAAUGGCGGUGUCAAGAAGUCCAAGCGAGAACUGGAGUCCUUAUCAACUGGUGUAGGAAGCAAAUCGAAGCCAUGCACCAAAUUUUUCAGUACCACGGGCUGUCCCUUUGGUGAAGGCUGCCAUUUUCUUCACUAUGUCCCUGGUGGUUAUAACGCUGUUGCUCAGAUGAUGAACUUAGCACCUGCUGUCCCUCCAGCAUCUAGAAACGCUCCGGCUGCAGCUCCUGUCGCAAAUGGCUCUUCUGCACCCGCAGUUAAAACACGCAUAUGCAGCAAGUUCAAUACUGCUGAAGGCUGCAAAUUUGGUGACAAAUGCCAUUUUGCUCAUGGUGAGUGGGAACUUGGCAAACCUGUUGCUCCAUCCCAUGAUGAUCCCCGUGCCAUGGCUCCUCUCCCAGGUCGUUUUACUGGUCGAGUGGAGCCACCGCCACUGCCUCCACCUGGCCCCGCUUCUGGCUUUGGUGCGUCAGCAACUGCAAAAAUCAGCGUAGAUGCUUCCCUAGCCGGGGCCAUCAUUGGGAAGGGCGGUGUAAAUUCCAAGCAGAUAUGUCGCCAGACAGGUGUCAAGCUUGCAAUCCGAGAACACGAGUUGGAUCCCAAUCUCAAAAACAUUGAACUAGAGGGAACUUUCGAACAGAUCAACGCAGCGUCUGCCAGGGUAAGAGAAUUGAUUUUUAAUAUUUCUAUGACUGCCCGGGCUAAACCUAGCGGAGUUACAGGGGGUCCUGCUCCUCCAGGAAACAACUAUAAAACAAAGCUUUGUGAUAAUUUUGCUAAAGGCACUUGUACCUUUGGAGGUAGAUGUCAUUUUGCACAUGGGGCUGCUGAAUUGCGCAAGACUGUAGUGUGAUGCCUUAGUUAUAGCCCCCCCUUUUUUUUUUUUUUUUCUCUGGCUAGUUCAUGGCAGAAACUGGAUAGUAACUUUGUAUCAUUAGGAGCUCUGAAAAUUGCCGCUUUGCAAUGCAGUCUAUUUUGACACUAAUAUACGAGAGAUUUUAGCGUUUUGGUCCUUUUUGAACUUCCCUUGGUCGAUAACUUUCCUGAACUUGUUUGGAACCUUGUUGCUUUUGUGAUUAGACACUUAACUAGUGAAUUGAUUCCAUUUUGUUUGGCUUCUUAAA